This is a messenger RNA of Raphanus sativus (radish), 1315 nucleotides long. RefSeq lists its product as uncharacterized. Gene Ontology annotation, molecular function: ubiquitin conjugating enzyme activity. Bases 68 to 1246 code for a protein of 392 amino acids. The transcript has a single exon. The record is from RefSeq and is a predicted model, not a curated record. NCBI's taxonomy places the organism in Eukaryota, Viridiplantae, Streptophyta, Magnoliopsida, Brassicales, Brassicaceae.
AAUUUGCUUACGACUAAGAACAUAACUCACAAGAGAAGAAAAAAACUCACACGAGAAGAAAAAAAACAUGAGCAGUAGUAGUACUCCUGGUGAAAGUUUAUACAAAGCCAAGUCGAAAGGUAUUGAUGCAAUCAGCAGCGACUCUGAUGAUGAUGAUCUAACAAGAGUAUUAACAGCACAACGCUCUAGGUCAUAUUCUAUGAAUCGAUAUAGGUCGAAUUCUGUGAAUGGAUAUAGGUCAAACUCUAUUGAUCUAAAUAGGAGACGUGCUGAGAAAGUCAGAACGGUUUCAACUAGAGAAAAGAAAGAAGAGUCCAAACCGGAACCAGAAGAAGAGAAAGUUGGUGACAUCGUUCGUUUCGGACGAGACAGCUACUUCGUAGUUGACAUCUUCGAGAAGGAGAUCAUGGAGCUGGGAGAUAAGGUGGAUUUGAACUUCAAGAGAUUCAACAAGUUCGAAGCUGUUGAUGGAUGCACUCCACGGGAUCAUCACUUCAUCCACUACAGGUGUUGUUACUCGUCUUGCUGCUGCGUCUGUGCUCUCAGUAGCGUAGAGAGAGAGUGGGGAAGGCUGAAGAAAGAGUUGGAGAAGAGAGAUGGUUCCAGUGGAGUCAGCUUCUUCGUCAGGACUUACAACGAAAGAAAAGAGCUGAUGAGAGUUGCUGCAACCGACGAGAGUCACAGCUUGUUCUUCUUUGAUGUUAAGUUCCCUACAGAGUAUCCAUACCAAGCGCCGAGUCUCUUCUACCAUCCCUAUGGCCUUCCUUUGAGUAACUUUGAAACCCAAAAGCUAUUAAAACCCAAACGUAGUUACGACGUAUUAGAUGUGUUUCUCCACAUUGAAGAGACUGUGAUGAACAACACCAACAAGUCAUGUGAUCAGAUGCUGGAUAUGCUGAAGCGUCCUCUCAAUGGGUUUGAGGAUUUUGUGAGAGGACACUUCAGGAAGAAGGGAGCUUUUAUUUUAAAGGACAUGAUGGAAGAGAUGGAUUUGGCAAAGGAGAGGGAUAGAAACAGCUUUUUCAAAACGUAUGUUGCCUUUGAAGACAAUAAAUGUUACUGUGGGCAUCUUCUCAACAAAGAUCUUAGAGAAGAGCUGGAGAGGUACAAGGAGAAAGAGUGUUCACUAGGUGAUCACUACUACUCUUCUUCAUCUUCUUACUUCCCAACCAUAAUUAGCAGGUUUGAUGACAUUCAGAAGACACCAAGAUACAAAAACUUCUUGAACAAGCUCUUCAUCUUGUAGUUUCUCUAGUAGUGUUUUCUUUGUGCUUCCUUUUUAUAAAAAAAAUAAUAAUAAUAUAUGAGUUUUUUU